Acanthisitta chloris (rifleman) is the source of this 786-nucleotide messenger RNA. RefSeq names its product serine/threonine-protein kinase pim-1-like. Gene Ontology annotation, molecular function: ATP binding; protein serine/threonine kinase activity. NCBI's taxonomy places the organism in Eukaryota, Metazoa, Chordata, Aves, Passeriformes, Acanthisittidae. The annotation marks the transcript as partial. Gene Ontology annotation, cellular component: cytoplasm. The record is from RefSeq and is a predicted model, not a curated record. The transcript is spliced from 6 exons. Gene Ontology annotation, biological process: protein autophosphorylation; negative regulation of apoptotic process.
GGGGUACCAGACCCCUGGCACGGCAUCAGCCCCACUGACGGCAUCGUGGUCACCCCACAGCCCGAUGGCACCCGCGUGCCUCUGGAGAUCGUGCUGCUGGACAGGGGUGUCCAGGGGUUUCAUGGCAUCAUCCAGCUCCUGGACUGGAUUGAGAUCCCCGACAGAUUUUUGUUGGUGAUGGAGCGUCCAGAGCAGUCUCAGGGCCUGUUCAGCUUCAUCAAGAAGCAGAAGUUCCUGACGGAAGACACGGUGUGGGAGCUGUUCCACCAGCUGCUGCACUGCGCUAGCUGUGGCAUCCUGCACCAGGACAUCAAACCUGAGGACAUCCUCCUUGACCUGGCCACUGGUAAGGUGAAACUGAUCGACUUUGGAAUACUGCCAUACAGUCCACUAGAGUGGAUACACCUCAAAUGCUACCAUGGUGAGGCACCAAUGAUCUGGUCCCUGGGCAUCCUGCUCUACCAGAUGAACACUGACAUCCUGGUCUUGUGCAAGGGGAAGGAGAAAGCCCCUGGAGAAGCUGUACUGGAUGGGCCUGCUGCUGGAAACAAGGACAGUGUCAAGGAUGACAACCUCUUUGCUGACCUGGACACCAGAACACUGCCAUACAGCCCACCAGAGUGGAUCUGCCUCAAAUGCUACCACGAUGACACAGCAACGAUCUGGUCCCUAGGCAUCCUGCUCUACCAGAUGGUCUGUGGGAAGAAUCCUUUCAGGAAGGGCCAGGACAUCAUCUGGGGCUCUUGUUCUCACAAUGGGUCUCUCGAGGGUGUCAACAUGUUAUAA